This is a messenger RNA of Mugil cephalus (flathead mullet), 2099 nucleotides long. RefSeq names its product thyroid hormone receptor interactor 4 (gene trip4). Bases 112 to 1827 code for a protein of 571 amino acids. Gene Ontology annotation, biological process: regulation of DNA-templated transcription. Gene Ontology annotation, cellular component: nucleus. The transcript is spliced from 13 exons. Gene Ontology annotation, molecular function: zinc ion binding. The record is from RefSeq and is a predicted model, not a curated record. NCBI's taxonomy places the organism in Eukaryota, Metazoa, Chordata, Actinopteri, Mugiliformes, Mugilidae.
CGUGUGCGCCGUUGUUAUUUCGCCGACUGGAAACACGUUAAGUUUGACACGACUCACCGGCGAUAUUUGGCUUGAGCUUGUUGCGACAAAAACCUCUUCAUUUUCGGAAUAAUGUCCGAGGCCUUGUUGCAGUGGUGUGUGGACCAGUUACACCACAAGUUUGGGUUGGAGGCGUGUGAAGACAUCGUCAGGUACAUUCUCUCCAUUGAAAAAGCUGAAGAGAUUGAAGAAUAUGUGGGAGACCUCCUGCAGGGCACAGAUGGGAGAAAAGGGCUGUUUAUAGAUGAGCUCCUCGGCAGGUGGAGGAAGACUCAACGACAGGCCACAGAUGCCCCGGGUCUUUUCCUUUUCAAAGAAUCUGCUUCCCCUGCAGACAUGCAAGACACGACUAAAGACACCCAGAAAAAGUCCAAACGCAAGGGGCGUAACAAACAGGAGGUGAUGACUGUGAGCCAAGCAGAACCUGAGCCAGAAGCAGUCAAAACCCCCAUUGAUCUGAGGAGGGCGCAGGAAAACACUAGCACGCCUUCAUCAAAGAAGAAAAAUAAGUAUAUUAAUCUCUUUGCUAAAGAGGGCCAGGAUAGACUGGCCGUCUUGCUCCCGGGUCGACACGGCUGUGAGUGCCUCGCCCAGAAGCACAAACUUAUCAACAACUGCAUCAGCUGUGGUCGAAUUGUGUGCGAGCAAGAGGGCUCAGGACCCUGUCUCUUCUGUGGAAGCCUGGUUUGUACAAAGGAGGAGCAGGAGAUCCUUCAGCGGGACUCCAACAAAAGCCAAAAACUGAGAAAGAAGCUUAUGGGAGAGGCUGCAGAUAGAGAAUAUCUCCCGCACCAGGAGGCCAAGAUGAAGGCCGGAUUGGAGAAGGCAGUUCAGCACAAAGAGAAGUUGCUGGAAUAUGACCGGAACAGUGUCAGAAGAACGCAGGUCCUGGAUGACGAGUCAGAUUACUUUGCCACCGAAUCCAAUCAGUGGCUGUCGCCCGGCGAGCGAGAGAAGCUGAGGAAAAAGGAAGAGGAGCUGAGAGAACUUCGCCACGCCUCUCGCAAGGACAGGAAGAUCACGCUGGACUUUGCUGGUAGACAAGUGAUUGAUGAGGGAAACAACCUGAACGAGUAUUACAACAAGCUGGAUGAGACCCUGAAGGCCAUGAACAGUGACUCGAAAUCACCAGUGAGUUUUGAAAGAAGAGGUGAAAGGCAGACCCUCGGGGAACUGGUCAACCCCAACAUAAUGCAGCCUGCACCAGAGUGGGUGAAUGUUGGAGGCUUUGAAAGCCACAAGAAACCCAUGGAGCAGAGGAAGAGUUCGGCCGAGCACAAAGCAGGAGACGAACGUUCGAGGUUGCGGCUGCAGGACAAAGAGCUGCAGGAGAUGUCUGAUGGGGGCUGGUGUCUCAGCAUGCACCAACCAUGGGCCUCACUGCUAGUCAAGGGCAUAAAGAGGGUAGAAGGACGGACCUGGUACUCAUCACACAGGGGUCGUCUCUGGAUUGCUGCUGCAGCCAAGAAGCCCACGCCUCAGGAGAUUGCUGAGGUGGAGGCCAUGUACCGCCACAUCUAUAAAAGAGAACCCAGAUUUCCUAAAGAGUAUCCCACUGGCUGCCUGCUUGGCUGUGUCAACAUGACCGACUGCUUGUCUCAGGAGCAAUUCAGAGAACAGUUCCCCGGUACCUGUGAGGAGUCGUCCUCUCCAUUCGUCUUCAUCUGCACCAACCCCCAGGAGCUGCUGGUGAAAUUCCCCAUGAAAGGGAAGCACAAGAUCUGGAAGCUGGAGAGUCACUACCACCAGGGUGCCAAGAAGGGGCUGGUCCCAUCAGCUGCAGAGUGACGCUGGAGGAAAAGCUCAUGGGGAGGAACAGCCUGAUCUCACGGGAACACGGAAAAUUAUGUUUUCUGGCCACAUUCUCCACUGGGUUGUCCAAAUAUUUUAUCAGGAGUUGCCAUUGCUGACUUAUUCCAUUGAGCAACGCUGACUUUUAAAAAAAAAUCACUUGUUUUUGCAUUUUACGUCAAGACUAUUGGAGAGAAAUAUGCAGUUCAAAGUUGUAAAACUAUCCCUAUUCUUUGUGAUUGCAUAAAUAAAAUAAUUUUUGUUCUUCA